Molecule: messenger RNA, 720 nt
Organism: Prorocentrum cordatum
Lineage: Eukaryota; Dinophyceae; Prorocentrales; Prorocentraceae
Source: the annotation of a GenBank genome assembly
GACUUCCACCGGGCUGCGGCGCCCGUCUGCGAGCAGCCCGCGAGGCGAAGAGCACGCUCCAGCUCAGACUGCAGCCAGACGAACCCCUUCGUCUCCGUGAAGGAGGUGUUGGAGGGCGGUCCUUCGGCGUGCAUGGUGUCCCUGGAGCCGUUUGCGUGCAAGAGCAGGGCGGGCGACGCCGGCGAGGGCGACGCUGGGGAGGCGACGACCUCGGCCUCCCUGCAGGCGCACACGUUCCACAUGCAGACCAACGGGGACGUGCGCGUCAUCCAGACGGGUGUCAUCAGGGCGGGCAAGGAUGCCAAGGGCAACGGCGUCGUGGUUCCUGAUGGCAUGUCCGACGAGCUCGACGAGUUCACCAAGAAGCAUACCUCUGCUGACGGGGUGCGCUGCCUCACCGAGAAGCUGGGUACCAUCCAGUCUCAGCUCGGCAGCAUGGUGGGCUCUGCCGUCUCCAAAGCAACUGCUCCGAUCGAGCAGAAUUUCACGAAGCACCUCGCUGACUGCAUGCGCAAGUGCCAGGAGGAGUUCGACGCCCUGCCCAAGAAGCUGGACAGGUCCAUCCUCGACGUGGUCAACCCCCAGAUUGACCAGCUGCGCAGGGAGUUCUCCCAUAGCUGCGAUGACAUGCAGGCGGCGCCAGGCGAACACUCGUCCAAGAUCGACCACGGUCGCAAGCUCCUCGGGUUGGCUGACAAGGUGAAGCUGCUACAGGAGUAA